Messenger RNA from Schistosoma mattheei, 1933 nucleotides. NCBI's taxonomy places the organism in Eukaryota, Metazoa, Platyhelminthes, Trematoda, Strigeidida, Schistosomatidae. The record is from the annotation of a GenBank genome assembly.
AUGAAGCGAAAUCUAACUAAAAGUGACAACAGCGAGACAUCGAAACAGUCAUUUUCCAAGAGAUUGAAAACAAGAUUUAAUUUUGGUCGAUUACAAAGUCCCUCAAAAGCUUUUACUAGAUCAUUAACAGUAGGUGAUGUGAUGAACAAUAUUGAUUCUAAGGACAUAGAAAACCGUGCGGAUUUCGAGAAAGGUUUGUACAAAAGUUCCACUGAAAACCGCCAUUCUCUGUCCAUUCAAAUGAUUGAUCGACCUGAUUUUCAUCUGGCAGUGUCAGGCAAGACAUGGUCCGUUAUUCAGGAGCACUAUCCUUGGCUGAUACCCAAACUGGUUGUGAAAGGUACAGUGUUUGCUCGCUUUUCUCCAGAACAAAAAGCACAAGUGGUUGAAGCUCUUCAGUCUGUUGGUUACUUUGUUUCUAUGUGUGGAGAUGGUGCAAAUGAUUGUGGAGCUUUAAAAGUAGCUCAUGCUGGGAUUUCCUUAAGUGAAGCAGAAGCAAGUAUUGCUAGUCCUUUUACAUCAAAGAAACAAAAUAUAAGCUGUGUACCUAUGCUUAUAAGAGAGGGUCGUUGUGCUCUUGUAACAAGCUUUGGAAUGUUCAAAUUUAUGGCUGGUUACUCCCUCAUUCAAUCGUUUUCCAUAAUGUUACUUUUUGUGGUCGGUAGCAAUUUUUCUCAGUGGCAAUACUUACAUUGUGAUUUCGUCAUAAUUACAACGUUAGGUUUAACAUUUGGAUAUACACAUGCUUAUCUACAUCUUUCUGCUGAACCGCCUACAAUGAGACUUUUGAGCAUGGUAACAAUGACUUCAUUAUUUGGUCAAGUGAUAAUUGAUUUUGUUAUUCAAACAGCUGCAUUCAUAUUGAUUCGCCUUCAAUCUUGGUAUAUGCCGUUAUAUUCGUACUCUAAUAUAUCCGAAUAUCGAACCUAUGAAAGAACACCAUAUCGUAAAUCAUUCUUAACGAAUUAUGCAUUUGUGCUGAAUAUUUUGGUGUUUAAUUGGAUAGUUGAACUUUUACAAUUAGUCCGAAUUCCUUCUAUUUGGUUCAUACUCAUUUUACACUCCAUGGUUUUGGCGAAUUUUAUGGCUAGUUAUAUUGUUGAAUCAAUUGUUGAUGGAGUCUCUUUUCGACGUCGUAUACGUCGCAUUCGUCGAGCGCUAUUUCCAAGACGUGUGGAACGCAAAGCUUAUGAACGAAUUCGAGAAGAAAUUGACAGGUCAGCUGGUGUUUGGCCUCCCCUAUUAAGAUAUGCCAGUCUACAAGCAUUACCACGGCGUUUGUUUGGAGAUGAUGAUGUAGAUUUGCCUGAUUGUCCUGGGGGUGGACGGUUGUCUUCUGCAGUAUCCAGUGUCACAGAUGUGGAUGGUCCUUCUGUUCCAAGUGAAGUAACUGACAGACGACAGCUUCCCUUUAGCAGUACAGACGGUGAUAUCGGUUUGCAUAAACAUGUCAGUAAACACUCUUCUAAUCAAAUGAGUGUAAAUGAAAAUCCAAAUCAAACUUUUACUCUUGGUGGUUCUUUGAAGAAACGCAAUCUUUCAGUGGACUCACUACAGCAUCACACUGUUUAUGAUCCAGAUGUAUUUGAUCAUUCUUCAGUGUCAAGUACACCUUCAGCUUUAGAGGUUCCUGUUAUCGAAAGCAUGGGUUCACAUUUGAGAAAUGAGGGUGAAGAAAAUCGUGAAUAAGAAAACUGUCGGUGAAUUAUAUGGUUUUUUAAUUAUAGAAGUUGAAGUGUUUUCCUGUAACAAUUCGCUUCACUUUUUCCAAAGUCAAGUUAUAUUUGCACUGUCAUUAACCUUUUAUUUUUCUACAAGGUUAACAUAAUUGCUUAUGAUAUAUUUAAAUGCCAAGAUUGUGUACUUUUUAUACAAUGUACGUUGUAAUAUUGGAUUUUUAAUAUACUGAAUGACUUUACCUCUUGUCACCUGC